Messenger RNA from Annulohypoxylon truncatum, 4281 nucleotides. RefSeq names its product SNF2 family N-terminal domain-containing protein. The transcript has 5 exons. Gene Ontology annotation, molecular function: DNA binding; ATP-dependent chromatin remodeler activity; ATP binding. The coding region runs from base 1 to 3708 and encodes 1235 amino acids. Gene Ontology annotation, cellular component: nucleus. The record is from RefSeq and is a predicted model, not a curated record. Gene Ontology annotation, biological process: positive regulation of transcription by RNA polymerase II. NCBI's taxonomy places the organism in Eukaryota, Fungi, Ascomycota, Sordariomycetes, Xylariales, Hypoxylaceae.
AUGGAUGAAGAUUCACCACCCAAGCGACCGCUCCGGCCGGGCGUUCGUAAGACCAAAUAUUGGUCGCAGUUGAUUAAAGACACCCUCAUGGAGACUGAAGUUAGCCAUAUUAUCCAUGGUCGUUUAGACCCUCACCAGAUUUUCGAAAGUCAGGACGAGAUCAAGGAAUUCUAUUCCGGCCACGAUAUUCACCCGUCUCGUAUUAUUGACAACGAGAACUUUGCCCGCUGGGUAAUCGGCGAGGCGCUGGAGGGGUACCAGCCUGACAGUAGUUUUCAGGUAACUGGUAAUAUUAUGCAGGGAAAAUCCGUGACUAUGAGCAAAGAGUCAAUUCUAAAGGAAAUCUCGGACGCCAUUCAAGCUGAUGGCCAGCAGGAUAUUGAUGCCGAGGGCUUGAACGGGUUUAAAGAGGCGGACUCUGACAUAGUUCAGGAUGUGAGUGCCGCAACUGAAUCAAUUAUCGCAGCAUCGCCAAACAGCCUCGGGCCGCCUAUCGAGCCCUGUGCUUCAUAUCUUCGAAUGGAGAAGUGUGGCACAUUUGGUCGUAAUAAUCUGACAGUAUGGAAGUCGCCUUUUUUCCCCCACCUCGACGGUCAAGAAGGCCGAAAGGGUUUUCUCGAUAAUCAGAUUACCGCCAUCGUCUGGAUCAUGGCGAAUUUUCUUGGCGAGCUCCCCUGGCUGAAGCCUAAAUUUCCCGAGUUUUGGAAUAAGGAGACUAGAACGUACGAGUUUCCAGGUGAAACUAAAGAGGCGAGGAAGGACCGAAAGAGAUUACACAGACCUCGAUACUUUGGUGCGAUUCUCGCGGACUCUAUGGGUAUGGGGAAGACCUUUACAACUAUCGCAUGCCUAGACAUCAUGGCAAGCCACCAUCUGAACGUCGUGAAGGUCGAUGAGCGUAAUUUCAAGCACUGCCCUAUGCUUGUUCUCGCGCCGAACCUCAUCGUUGCUUCGCAAUGGGUUGAGGAAAUCGAACAAGUGACAAACGUUCGAAGUAUAAAGAAGAUCAUCUUAUCUGGAGACGGAGCGAGAGCAACCGAGACACAGCGAAGAACACGUGUUCUUACGGCAAAAGAGUUCAGGGAGUGGCCGCCCGACUUGAACUAUGUCUGGGAUGAAGAUGAUCCCGCUGCUUCGAGGGUAAUUAUCGUGAUGUCAAUAGACACCUGGGGAAGUCGGACUUGUACGAACCAAGUACUCGAUGAGAAUGGACAAAUAAAGGAAGGAGAUUGGCGAUCUUCUUUCACCGAAUUGGGACGGCGUUUCUCAAUCGUCGUUGUUGAUGAGGCGUACAAGAUCCGACAUACAACCACCCGGUGCUGGAAGUCAGUGGCGUUGUUAGAACGCCAAUUUACCCUACUGAUCACGGCAACGCCGUGCAUGAACCUCCUUACAGACCUCUUGGGGCCCGUGAGAUUGCUCUGGCCAAAAGCAGAGAAAUAUCUUCAAGAGAACGCGAGCAGGUGGGACAGGAUGGAUAAAAGAUUUGAAGAACCAGAGGAUUUGGAAGCUCUUGACGACAUGGAACCUCACGACGAUCAUCAGCUCAUUGCCGGUAGACCAGGUAUAAUGGCUAAGCUGGUUAACAAGUACAAAGCACAGAAUGUCGUCGACAUACAGGAGACCCGGAUGCAUUUGAAGUAUUUUGAAAGACUGGCGAUCUUGCGAAGAGCACCGAGCUCAAACCUACAUUGGGAUUGGAAAGGUUCUAAGCUAGUAUGCUUGGACGGCUUACUCCCUAAUGUCUACAAUUUCACCGUCAAUAUUCAGCUUGAUCGUGCUCUAGAAGAAGCUUACCAGGGCGCUCAUAUCGACUUGCUCAUCAAUUACAUGGGAGUCCUGAAGAAGAUUGGGAAACAGCGCGUAAAGUCGCAGAAGAAGAAAUCGAAAGAGGUGGAUCAAAAGCUUCAUUUUAUUACCACUCUCUAUCAUAAGUUUCAGUUGGCGGCUGCUUCUAUGGACAUCUUUCGACUCGAAAAGCUCUUCUCCCUCAAUGGAUUUGGUAUCAACGCUGAACACGUGCAGUGUAUGCGCAAUACCAACGUAAACUUCCUUCGUCUGGCACCAUUCCUACUAGAGCCCCAUGAUACAAAGCCUAAAACCGCUCUCGACCAUGUUCGGCUAGCGAUUAGGAAGUCACCGGUCCUAAGAUACAUCCUACAGCAUGUCAAGGAGUAUGUGCUGGACAGGAAACCAGGAGAGACAAUCAGAAAGCUUCUGAUCAUAGAGUCGAGGCCAGUGCUAGCAUACUAUUACGAACUAGUACUACAGUUCCUCCUGAUAAACUGUCGUACCCUCCACGCCGGCUUAUCAGGGGAGCGGCGUAGGGAAUUAAUCGCGAGCUUUAACGACAGCGAUGAUCAUUCGUGUCAAAUUUUGAUACAAAUGUACGCGGUGGGGUUUGCGGGAUCAAACCUACACAAGAACUGCGCUCGAGUUUUGGUAGCUACUCAAGCUCACAGCUUCCCUGUCCAAAUGCAAGCUGUGCAUAGAGUUAUCCGGGUUGGUCAGACUAAAGAUGUCGAAGUUUACCGUUUGAAGGUGAAUAACUCUUACCACCAAUUUCGGGAGAGUCAACAAGUCGAGAAGAUCCUUCCGGAGUUGGGGACCCGAGCGCAAGGGUCCAUGGUGGACGUCCUUGUCCAGUUGUUAAAUCUAUUCCAGUUUGAAAUAGAUGAGGCGGCGAAUUCACCAGAGGCAAAAGAGCUCAUGGACACCAUGAAUUUGCUCGUAAACCAAGGCGAAGUAGUGGGUAACGAUGACGGCAAUAGCAACCAGCAAGAGGAAGAAGCGGAAGAGGACGGGUGGAGUGAAGAAGACGACGACGACGAUGAAGAAGAAGAGCCGCCCGAAAAACGAGUUAGGCGAGAAAACGACCCCCUUUCCGAAACGGGAAAGCACGACGAAGGUUCUCUUGAGCCUGAAGCGGAUGAAAGCGACUCACACGACGAUGACCUUACCACCCUAAGAAAUGAAGGAACGGCGUACUUAUUUGGAGGCGAUUAUGAUCAGUUCCUUCGUCUUAAGCCACGUACAGCUUAUUACAAAGAGUUCAGGGGCUUCCCUAGUGAGGUGAGAAGCCACUUUUCUCACCAGAAGAACAAUCUCCGAAGACUCUUAUCCUACAGCAGCCCAGACGGCAGCGCUACUACGCGUGUAUGGACGGCCAAAGACCUAAACAAAUCCGCCGUCCUCGAAAGGGCGAUGGAACUGACGUUACGAGUCCGCCUAGGAGCCAACAACAUCGAGAUGCUGCCUUCUCCGCAAAUCCACUUCACAUUCGUCCCCGAACGAAAGCUGCAGAUUCUCACGAAGCUUCUAGGACAGGCCAAGUACACAGCGCAGGAUAUCGAUGAGCUCAUCCAGAAAAAUAAGGAAGCCAGGGCCAGGAAAGGUGAUUCUAAGGGCGAGUUACGAGCAAUUCACGAGCACAUGACGCUGGAGGAGAUCGAUGAAUCUUUCCAAAACGACAUUACGAAGGGAGAUACGAAGCAGAGCCGAAAACGCAAACGCCAGGAAGCCGAAGAACCCGCAACUGCUGCGAACGACGAGGCUCCUGAUGGUGGUCAAGAUAAUGAAGUGGAAGACGAUGGACGCUUUUGGGAUGAUUCGGAUAACGAGGUUUGGAAUCCAAAUGAGGACGAAGAUGAGGAAGAGGACGAAGAUGGAGGCAUCGAGGGUGAUGGUGAGGAGGUACCGGAAGAAUAGUUGCGUUAGUGGAUAUGUGGAUCCACUGCUAACUAUUUAACGACAGGAUCAUAUUUAUGAUCCAUGGAUGCCUAUCUAGGUAAAUAGCUACGCCAGGUCUGCCAUGUUCUUCUCUGCUUCGUCAUCGCAGGAUGGGAUCAUAUUUAACGGCCGGUCACUUGUUAGCUUUUACUACAAUUUAGCCUCAGCUUGAAUGGCAAAGAUGGAAUUGCUUGCUUCCCACCAUAUAUACUUCGUGUUCCAUAUUGCAAGUUUAUGCUACAAUUAUCCAGGUGCUCAAAUAAUUAAUAGGGGUCAUAAUCUCAGGGCCACAUUGAAGCGCCAAACAUGUAGCUCAUUUCCAACCACCUUGCUCUGAAUACGGCUUCAAGCCGUAGCCCAGGCAUGUCCUUUUGAGCUGCUAUCGGAGUGAUACCCAUCAGGCGUCAGAAAAAGCAUACAGACGAGUAUGGAAGAUUCAGCCGCCCGUCCCGAGCAAAUGUUCGAGAUCUCUUUGGACGAUAGACGCAUGAAGCUAAUAUAGCUAAGAGAUCUAUCUAGCAAACAUCUCUCCCUUGCAUCGACACAUCAGCU